AUGCCGCCCCCCCCUUCUCCACCCCCGCCCCCACCCCCGGCCACUGGAAGGGCCCCCGCGCGGCCCCCGGUCGCCCGGGCAGCGGAGGCAGCGGAGGCAGCGGCGGCGGCGGCGGCGGCGGAGGAGCUCGCACCCCGGCCCCGGGCCCCAGCAGAGCAGCCCGCACAGGUGAGACUCGGCCACCACGCCCCGCCCCCACCGCGGCCCCGCUUGCUCGCCGAGUUAGUUGAGCGAGUCCGGCCAGCACCGCGCGGGGACUCCGUUCCAGACCCGCACCUGCUAUCUCCCCAGGGUCCCUCCGGGCUCCCGCGGGCUCCUGCACCCGCUACGCAGCAACCCCGCUGCCGCUCCUGGGAAGUGUCCCAGGAAGGUGGCGUCAGCAUCUGCAGCCGCGCCGACGUUGUCUGA
Acomys russatus (golden spiny mouse) is the source of this 408-nucleotide messenger RNA. RefSeq names its product actin nucleation-promoting factor WASL-like. Bases 1 to 408 code for a protein of 135 amino acids. Lineage: Eukaryota; Metazoa; Chordata; Mammalia; Rodentia; Muridae. The transcript is spliced from 3 exons. The record is from RefSeq and is a predicted model, not a curated record.